AUGGUGUCAAGAGUUUUGUCCCUUCUCGCUUUUGCUGGCUUCGGCUACGCGAGUCGGACCGCCUGCAAGUGCACUCCAGAAGAUUCAUGCUGGCCUUCUGUUGACAGUUGGAACGCACUAAACACAACUGUGGCCGGGAAACUCAUCCACAACCUCCCGGUUGCUAUUUCAUGUUACCCCGGGACUUACCAGAAUGCUGAGGAGUGCGCCCAUGUCUACUCACAAUGGUCCAACUCUACAUUCCAAGAGCUUUCCCCGGUCGGAUACGUUUACCCCACCGAUGUGUUGUGCCCUGCCGUUGAUCCCAGCACGGGCGAAAGCCCUGGAAAGUGUAUUCUAGGGCCCGCCCCGGUAUAUACAAUCAAUGCUACAGAGCCGGCAGAGCUUGCAGCUGGCAUAGACUUUGCGCAGAAGAACAAUGUUCGCUUGGUUAUAAGAAACACCGGGCAUGAUAUGCUGGGAAAGAGCGAGGGGUACGGAGCACUCCAAAUUUGGGUCAAAUAUAUUCAAACGGGAAUCAAUUUCCACGAGACUUACACUGCUUCCGAUAAAUGCGCAAGCAGCAAGUGGACAGGGUCUGCAAUCACCAUUGGAGGGGGUUAUGUUUGGGAAGAUGUGUAUGAUCUUGCCUUCAAGCGCAAUGUCGUUAUCGUUGGUGGGGGUGACCCGACCGUUGGUUGCAUUGGCGGUUACACGCAGGGAGGCGGCCACUCGCCAGCUAGCCAUGACUACGGCCUUGCUGCUGAUCAAGUCCUAGAAGCUCAGGUUGUGUUAGCUAGCGGUUCUAUUGUUACCGCUAAUGCGUGCCAAAAUUCGGAUCUCUACUUUGCUAUUCGCGGCGGUGGAGGUGGCAGCUAUGGCGUCGUUACCUCGAUGACAGUCAAAGUGUAUCCCAGCAAGCCUGUUGUCGCACAAUCCCUCACGAUUAGCCCGAUUGAGGCUAGUAAGGAUACCAACUCGCUCUUGGAUGCUAUUACCGAUGUUCACGAACAUUAUCCUAGUAUCAUGGAUGCAGGCUUUGCUGGGUACGGGUCCUGGUCUGUUAAUAGCCCCAUGAAACUCUUCGCCAACGAGACCGUUGGUUAUGUUCAUGCGGCCGCAAUCAUGGGCAAGUCGCUCAUUGAAGCUCAAAAGAUCUCCCAGCCGCUUUUGAAAUCGCUUCAGAAGUAUAAUGGUACUUCGCUUUCUGUAUCUGUUGCAUGGUUUGAGUUCCCAACAUACGCAGCGUACUAUCAGGCUAUGUCAGGUGUGAAGCAACCUGUGGGGUCGUCGAACUCAGCAAUGACUUCGCGAAUGAUUGGCAAAACAGCCCUCACCUCUAGUCGGACUCAACUGCGCAGCAUGAUUGAAGUUAUUGCAGGUGAGGAAAACGAAUACACAAUCAAUAACGUGGAGCUGGUUGGCGGUGGCAAGGUUCUAACUGAUGGAAAUGAUCAACACUCCGGUGUCAACCCUGCAUGGCGCUCUACCUACAUCGUGGAAGUCGUUGCCAGAGGUUGGGCAGACGAGUCCGCUGCUCAGUCUGUAAAGGAUGAUAUUACAAACAAUAAAGGAAAAGCCAUGAGCCAGUUGACCCCGCACUUGGGAAGCUACAUGAGUGAGGCCGACCGUAAUGACCCCUUGUGGGCUGAUAAUUUCUAUGGUACCAACUACGAAAGGCUUGCAGCAAUCAAGCAGAAGUAUGACCCGACAGGUCUGUUCUACUGCCCGACUUGCGUGGGCAGCCCUUCGUGGAGUCAGCAAUAUCUACCCGGGACACACUACGGUCCUCUUUGUUCGACGGGGGUUUGA
Molecule: messenger RNA, 1791 nt
Organism: Penicillium coprophilum
Lineage: Eukaryota; Fungi; Ascomycota; Eurotiomycetes; Eurotiales; Aspergillaceae
Exons: 5
Coding region: 1-1791 (596 amino acids)
Molecular function (GO): oxidoreductase activity; FAD binding
Source: RefSeq, a predicted model, not a curated record